AUGGCUCGUCCCAGCCUCUGUGUGAAGCUGAGCCCUGGCUUUAUGUGGAGAGUGCUUUGGCUUAUGAGGACUGUAGUAGAUUUCGCGCUGCCUCAGGAGACUUAUGCACCCCAUUCAAUACGGAUAGAGGGGCACUUGACCCUGGGCGGACUCUUCCCGGUGCACGCCAGAGGGGCCGACGGCACGCCGUGUGGGGACAUCAAAAAGGAGAAUGGGAUCCAUCGGCUUGAGGCCAUGAUGUACGCUUUGGACCAAAUCAACCAGGACGACCAACUCUUACCCAACAUCACCUUAGGCGCUCGGGUGCUGGACACUUGUUCGAGGGAUACCUAUGCGCUGGAGCAAUCUUUAACUUUUGUUCAAGCCCUGAUAACCAAGGACACGUCAGACGUGAGGUGCACUAAUGGGGAGCCACCGGUGUUUGUCAAGCCCGAAAAAGUGGUGGGAGUCAUCGGAGCCUCGGCGAGUUCAGUAUCGAUUAUGGUUGCCAACAUCCUACGCCUCUUCCAGAUCCCACAGAUCAGCUACGCAUCAACAGCCCCCGAGUUGAGUGAUGACAGGCGCUAUGACUUCUUCUCGCGGGUGGUUCCUCCAGACUCGUUUCAGGCCCAGGCCAUGGUGGACAUCAUCCGAGCCUUGGGCUGGUCCUACGUCUCCACCAUCGCCUCAGAGGGGAGCUACGGGGAGAAAGGCGUGGAAGCUUUCACACAGCUCUCCAAAGAAGCAGGUGGAAUCUGCAUCGCUCAGUCUUUGAAAAUUCCCCACAACCCGAAGCUGGAGGAUUAUGACAAAGCCAUCCAACAACUGCUGGAAACGCAGCACUCCCGGGCAGUCGUCAUCUUUGCCAGUGAAGAAGACAUACGGGGAGUUCUCAAUGCCACCAAGCGGGCCAAUCAGGUGGGCCAUUUCCUGUGGAUUGGAUCUGACAGCUGGGGGGCCAAGAGCAGCCCAAUCCACCAACUAGAGGAUGUAGCAGUGGGAGCAGUCACUAUACUGCCCAAACGCUCCUCCAUUAAAGGAUUUGAUGAAUACUUCACGGCGCUCACCCUAGAGAACAAUCGCAGGAACGUGUGGUUUGCUGAGUUCUGGGAGGAAAACUUUGACUGCAGGCUGCUCAGCUCCUCCAAGAGAGAGGACACCAGUCGCAAAUGCACAGGCCAGGAGCGUAUCGGGAUUGACUCCAAGUACGAGCAGGAGGGGAAAGUGCAGUUCGUGAUAGACGCGGUGUACGCCAUGGCCCACGCUCUCCACAACAUGCAGAGAGACUUGUGUCCUGAUCAUCCUGGCGUGUGCCUGGAAAUGGAGUCCGCUGAGGGCAAGACUCUGCUGAAGUACAUACGCAACACCAGCUUCAACGGCAGUGCUGGCACCUCUGUUAUGUUUAACAAAAAUGGCGAUGCUCCAGGACGCUAUGACCUGUUCCAGUUCCAGAUGACCAACUCCUCCACCCCUGGGUACAAGGUGGUGGGACAAUGGGUGGAGACCCUCCAACUCCAGCUGGAAGAGCUCCAGUGGCCAGACGGGGAGCCAGAGGUCCCCAUCUCUGUGUGCAGCCUGCCCUGUAAGACUGGAGAGAGGAAGAAGAGGGUGAAGGGCAUGCCAUGCUGCUGGCACUGUGAGCUCUGCGACGGCUACCAGUACCAAUAUGACGAGACCUCCUGCAGACUGUGUGCCUACAACAUGAGGCCCAACCCCAACAGGACAGCCUGCCAGCCAAUCCCCAUUAUCAAGCUGGAGUGGCACUCUCCUUGGGCAAUUAUCCCCGUCUUCCUGGCAAUGCUCGGCAUCAUCGCCACUAUCUUUGUCAUGGCAACCUUCAUACGCUACAAUGACACACCGAUUGUGCGGGCGUCAGGUCGUGAGCUGAGUUAUGUGCUGCUAACGGGCAUCUUCCUGUGUUACAUCAUCACCUUCCUCAUGAUCGCCAAGCCUGAUGUAGGUGUAUGCGCCUUCAGGAGGAUCUUCCUGGGCCUUGGCAUGUGCAUCAGCUACGCGGCGCUGCUCACUAAGACCAACCGUAUCUACCGCAUCUUUGAGCAGGGCAAGCAGACAGUCACAGCCCCACGCUUCAUUAGCCCCACUUCCCAGAUCGCCAUCACCUCCAGUCUGAUCUGUGUCCAGCUGCUGGGGGUGCUGGUGUGGUUUGCCGUGGACCCGCCCAACACAAUCAUCGACUACGAUGAGCAGAAGACCAUAAACCCCAUGCUGGCCCGCGGCGUGCUGAAGUGUGACAUCACAGACCUGCAGAUCAUUUGCUCACUGGGCUACAGCAUCUUGUUGAUGGUCACCUGCACCAUCUAUGCCAUCAAAACAAGGGAUGUACCUGAAGAUUUCAACGAGGCCAAGCCCAUCGGCUUCACUAUGUACACCACCUGCAUAGUGUGGCUGGCCUUUAUCCCCAUUUUCUUUGGCACAGCACAGUCGGCAGAGAAGCUAUACAUCCAGACCACAACCCUGACCAUCUCCAUGAACCUCAGUGCCUCCGUAGCACUGGGCAUGCUCUACAUGCCCAAGGUGUACAUCAUUAUCUUCCACCCUGAGCUCAAUGUACAGAAGAGGAAGCGUAGCUUCAAGGCUGUGGUCACAGCUGCCACAAUGUCAUCACGCCUGUCACAGAAGCCCAAUGAGAGGCCCAACGGAGAGGCUAAGACUGAGCUGUGUGAGAACCCUGCUGCUGACCCCAUGAGUCAAGCAACCAAGAAAACAUAUGUGAGUUACAACAACCUCAGGAUCUGAUCUGCUUGAAUUGAAUGGUUUUUGUUCUUUAUUGGUGAUGGCAAAGGGAACAGAACCCAGAAAAACACAGAGAAAGAGAAACAGGGGAGAGGGCAGGCAGCCCAGCACUACCUACCUAUGCACUCCAGGACUGUGGAUAGCGUCCAACCUUCAUCGAGACAUUAUACAUGAGUCCUGACAGAGACGAGCACAGCUGUAGGCCUGUGUGACUGGGUCGUCCUCCAGAACCAAACUGUAGGUUCAAACCUUCCUCCUGUGGCGUGGUGGCCCCCUUCUCUACGACAGACAACAACCUGCCUGCUGAAGGGGUCAGUCUGAAUGAGGACCACUGCAACAAAGACAGCACAGUGGAUCUGUUUUCAAGAUAUUUUCUUUUGAAAUGUCAUUAAAGCCAUAUUCUCUUGGAGUUCCCAUUAUCUUUAUUAUGUUUUGUACUUGUUUCUAAGUGAUUUCUUCUGUGCCUCUUUCUUUCAACAAACAGCUGAAGUUGAUUCAAUCACCUUGACUUAGCAAGCUCUGCCACAGAUUUUGUUUUGUAAUGAAAUCAACUCAAAUCAAGUCAUUUAACCCAGAUAAUUAUGUUAGAGUGAUGGGCAUUGUAACUAUAUUUUUUGUAAAUAUUUGAGAGUAUUUUCAUGUUUGGAGUACAAAAAUAGAUAUCCAGUCUUUGUUCAAUUGGCUUUGGAUGGUAAUGAAAAGCACCACAAAGUGUUCACAUUGCAUGUGCCAAUGUAUGUCUGUUCUAUUUGAUGUAAAAAUAAAAAAAAAAAGAAAAGAAAAAAAAGCUAAAUAAAUUCUGAAACUGAUAAUGAGCUUAAGCAUCCUUCUGCGGUUUAUUUGUUUCUUUACCAGAACAGAACUUCAUACAUGACAGAAUAUGGCUUUAAUCUGUUGUUAAAUCGACCCCCUUGUAUCUGCAAGCAUGUUUGUUUUAUAUAGUUUCGUACCGGGUACAUUAUGCCUAAUUAUUAAUGGUGUAGAAAACAUUAAUAUCAGAACAAUCAUGCAAGUAUGUUGUGAUGUCUGUCAAAUUAUCAACAUGUAAUAAACCAUUUUGUUAUCUUUUAUACAAUUAAA
This is a messenger RNA of Myripristis murdjan (pinecone soldierfish), 3813 nucleotides long. Its product is annotated as metabotropic glutamate receptor 7-like. Bases 1 to 2736 code for a protein of 911 amino acids. The record is from RefSeq and is a predicted model, not a curated record. Gene Ontology annotation, molecular function: G protein-coupled receptor activity. Lineage: Eukaryota; Metazoa; Chordata; Actinopteri; Holocentriformes; Holocentridae. Gene Ontology annotation, biological process: G protein-coupled receptor signaling pathway. Gene Ontology annotation, cellular component: membrane. The transcript is spliced from 10 exons.